CUCUAGAACCAGCUGCAAUGGUUUCACAUCUGCUCACCUGUAGGGUCCAAAAUUUGCUAACAAAGACAGCGUAAGAGUCUUCAGUGUGACAAAAAGAGGAAAAAAAAAAAAAAAGCAGGUAUCCAAAGUGUCUUUGCAUAAACACCUUCCCUGUAUCUCUGGGAGAAGCAGCCAGCAUCCUGCACAGCAGUGCACUGGAGCUUGAAGAGUUCAUUGUUUCACCCUCUCAGAUCCAAGCAUCUAGGUUCUACGGCUUCAGUUAUAAUCCAAAGGAGAGAAAGCAAACAAGUAAGCAAAGGAUGGAAGAAAUACGAAAACAAAGUAGUGAGAUACCAGCUUUCUACUGUUCAAAGAAACAGCAUAAGAACUUCCAGGCAAAAUUGUCCAGCUUCCACAAGAAGCAGCAUUGCAGGAUUUUGAAGGAAGAGAAAAUGGACUUCAAGGAGGAAAUCAAAGCCUUCUGCAAAGCAAGUAAGAAUCUCCAUGAGGAGAUUAGAGCUUUUCAGGAGGAGAACAAAGCCAAAGCCUUAUGGAAGGAAAUUAACAUCUUCCAGAAGAAGAACAAAGCUUUCAUGGAAGAGAUCAAGAACAUUUCAGAGGAGAGCAAGGACUUCCUACAGAAAAGUAGAGUCAUCCAGAUGGAAAAAAAGGUUUUCCAGGAACAAGUCAGUAGCAUUCAGGAAAAGCUUGAAGUGUUCUGGGAGAAAAUGAAGGCUGCUGAGGAGCUGAUCAAGGCUCUCGAAGAAAGGAAUAAGGUUGGCCAGGAAGCAGUCAAGGCUUUCCUAAAACAGAAUCAAGACAUUCAAGGAAAGAAUAAAGCCAUGUACAGGAAGAACAAAGUCCUGCAGGAAAAGAAUAAGGUUUUCUGGAAGGACCAUAAGGCUUUCUGGAAGAAGGACAUGAUCUUCUGGGAUGAAGAGAUGGCCAUCUCAAGCAGUAAACUUACUCUCUGGGAAGAAUACAUAGCUUUCAUGGAGAAUGAUCAGAAGAUUCAAAAAGAAAAAAAAGCUCUUUGGGAUGCAGUGAAAGCCCUGUGGGAUGAAAAAUUUUCCCUCGUGGAAAAUGUGUAUAUUGCUACAGGAGAGGAGAAACUACCUGACACAGAAGAGAAAAAUCUUUGUGGCAAUUAUGGCCCAGCUGUGGACAGUGGAAGCGAAGCACCAGAGCAAAUUAGGCAGAUCUGAAAUAUGACUUCACUUUCUGUCACAGAUGAGUUUUUACUCCCAUCACAAAUGGGCUUUUGCACCUUUCACUCUUGAAGUUUUAAGAAAAGUCCUGAUAAAGCCUUAAAAAAA
Molecule: messenger RNA, 1295 nt
Organism: Cygnus olor (mute swan)
Lineage: Eukaryota; Metazoa; Chordata; Aves; Anseriformes; Anatidae
Product: coiled-coil domain-containing protein 70-like
Exons: 2
Coding region: 300-1184 (294 amino acids)
Source: RefSeq, a predicted model, not a curated record